Messenger RNA from Trichoderma harzianum CBS 226.95, 852 nucleotides. RefSeq lists its product as hypothetical. Gene Ontology annotation, molecular function: catalytic activity. The transcript is spliced from 3 exons. The record is from RefSeq and is a predicted model, not a curated record. The coding region runs from base 1 to 852 and encodes 283 amino acids. Lineage: Eukaryota; Fungi; Ascomycota; Sordariomycetes; Hypocreales; Hypocreaceae.
AUGAGCGAAACUAUCAAAGUCGGCGCUGUGCAAGCUGAGCCUGCUUGGCUUAACCUGCCAGAAUCCGUAAAAAAGGUCACCUCGCUUGUUGAGCAAGCUGGAAAAGACGGUGUCAAUGUCUUGGGUUUCCCAGAGUUAUUUGUCCCUGGAUAUCCAUGGUUUCUUGACAAUACUGGCAUGUUUCACGAAUGCAUGGCCAAUUCACUUGUGAAAGAUUCUCCUGAGAUGCCUCAAAUCUGCGAAGCUGUUAAGAAAGCUGGCAUCUUCAUCGUUUUGGGUUAUUCUGAGCGAGAUGGCGAUAGCUUGUACAUUGCUCAGUCCUUCAUCAAUCCCGAGGGGAAAAUCAUCCUCCACCGCCGAAAGAUCAAGCCGACCGGCGUAGAGCACGCAAUUUGGGGCGAUGGAGAUGGCCUGAUAAAUGUGGUUGAUAGCCCCUUUGGCAAGAUUGGUGGAUGGCCACCGUUUUUUGGCAGACCGGAAAACAUCCCCAUCCUUUAUACUACGACUGGAGAAGGAGACCGUCUCGCCUGUCAGUUCAUGGCUAUGGAGGGAGCCUGUUUUGUGGUGGUUAGCACGCAAGUGAUGGGCGAAAAGGGAAGGGAGAAGUUGAAGUUGGUUGGCAGUCCCCAUGUGACUUCGGGUGGAGGUUUCGCCAUGAUCUUUGGGCCUGAUGGUACGCCGCUGGUUGACCCAUUGGACCCUGGAGAAGAGGGUAUCCUCACUGCGGAGAUUCAGCUGAGCACCAUUGACUACGCCAAGAAUAUGCUUGAUGUCGUUGGACAUUAUUCCCGGCCGGAUCUUUUGAGUCUGAACAUCAACUUGAAAGGAGCCAAGCCUGUUCGCUAUGUAUAA